AUGACGUUCACCUCUCCGAUUCUGGAACCAUCAACAACAACCUUACCAAGCACAUCCAAAUGGUAUAAAGGUAAAGAAAAACCUUCUAAGAGUCGUCAAUCGAAACGGCAUCUCAAACGUUCAAUACAUAAAAAUCCCUCUUCUUUAAAGCCUUUUGCAUUAUCUCAUACUACUACUCUAUCACCUAGGACGUCUCAUGAUCCACCUUGUGUUGGGAUAUCUCUUGUUGCACGCCGUCUUAGGUCAUCUCGUGCCGCACCUCCUCAUGUGACAUCUCAUAUUCCACCUCCUCCUAAGGCAUCUCGUGUUGCACCUGCUCAUAAUACAUCUCAAGUUCCACUUCCUCCUAAGUCAUCUCGUGUUGCACUGGCUCAUAAUACAUCUCAAGUUGCGCCUCCUCCUAAGGCAUUUCAUGUUGCACAUGUUCAUAAUUCAUCUCAUGCUGCACCUUCUAGUACAUCUCAUGCUGCACCAUCUGUCAGGACAUUUCAUGCUACACCUCCUUCUAGUACAUCUCGCGUUGCACCUUCUAGGACAUCUCAUGUCACACUUUCUCAUGUUGCACCUCCUCUUAAGGCAUCUGCUACUGCCCCAUCACAUAGGACAUCUCAUGUUACACGUCUACCUAGGACAUCUCCUGUCACACCACCCUCAACAAGAGGGGUAGAAUCACCAUCUAAUUCACAACCAUCUCAUUCCGAAGGAGCACACACCCCAGGAUCUGGUGAAACUAUUGUUGCAUCUGAGACACAAAGCAAUGGUGGCAAGAAAACUUUAUACCUUGAUGGACAAGGAUUUUUGCCUUCGCAUCCUGCGGCUAAUGGGAUCGGAGAUAUCAUUAGGACUAAUUUUACUGAGCUAUGGCCCUCAUGGAAAAAGAUACACGUUGAUACAAGAGACUUGUGGUUUGCGGAAUUUAAGAAACAAUUUUCAUUUUGUCCACCGGAUGAUGUGUGGGCUAGAAAGAACUUUGAAAGACGAGGUGCAACAGUAUUGAAAAACAAUCUAAACAAGGUCCGUAGCCAAAUGAAUAGGCCGACAUGGAUACGUCCAGCUUUGUGGAGUACAUUUUGUGAUCAUUGGGGAACUCGUGAAUUUAAAAAGAAGAGCAUACAAGCAAAAAAAAAAAUCGAGCAUCUGACCGUGGAGGUUUUGGAGGGUCCUUUCACACCUGUGGCUCAAUCACCACAUCCCAACAUAGAGCUAAUAUGACGGAAUUGAAUGGCACCCCUCCCAAUCCUUCAGAUUUGUUUCUUUAC
This is a messenger RNA of Medicago truncatula (barrel medic), 1259 nucleotides long. RefSeq names its product histone-lysine N-methyltransferase 2D. Bases 1 to 1212 code for a protein of 403 amino acids. The record is from RefSeq and is a predicted model, not a curated record. Lineage: Eukaryota; Viridiplantae; Streptophyta; Magnoliopsida; Fabales; Fabaceae. The transcript has 5 exons.